Messenger RNA from Peromyscus maniculatus bairdii (prairie deer mouse), 3586 nucleotides. The record is from RefSeq and is a predicted model, not a curated record. Lineage: Eukaryota; Metazoa; Chordata; Mammalia; Rodentia; Cricetidae.
GCUGGGUAAGGGGGAAUGGGGCUCCCGAGUGGGUCAGCGGGGCUAGGGCCGAGGGCAGGCGGCAAUGUCUGUGGAGAAAGAGGUUCCGUUCAAGGCUUCACACCCGAGCGCCAAAGUGCGGAGUAAGCAGUUUAGGGGCCCGCGGGGACGCAGUAAGGCCCGGGCACGGGGCGCUCGGAGCAAGGCCAAGGCCCACGUCCACAGGCGAUCGCCACCAGAGCCGCUCUGCAAGAAGGCGCCAGUACGAGAGAAGGAGAAGGUGUGGGCGCCCUGGAACGGGCUCGUCGUGAUUGGAAAGAGAGUGGAACUCUUGGACAGAAACCUGCAAAAGUCCAAACUGUGGGACCCCAAGUUGGAAUCUGAGAACUGGAAGCUGGAAGUUGUGGGGAAGAAGAUCUCGAAAGAGAGAUCGACACAGAGGGUGGACACAAAGCUCCCGAGCAAUGGAGGAAGGACAUCACAGGCUCCAGCAAGUCUGGAGGAGGACAGCUCAGAGAUUUGGAGACAGCAAGAGAACAGACUCAAAACCGGAUCUGUAUCGAAGAGUGCAGAGAUGACAGAGUCUGAAGAAAGGAUGAAGUCUAAGGACAAGUUGAGGACCAGUGGAGGGGACUUGAGGUCCAGAGGGGAUCAACUGAGGCAGAGUGAGGAGUUGGAGACAAGUGGAGAGAACUUGAUGCACAAGAGAGAGAAACGGCUUUCCUCAGGAGAGAAGCGGAGGUCUGUUGUAGAGAAAACAGACAGUAAAGAGAAACGGGGGUCCAUCAGAAAGAAGGCCUCCGACAGUGGAGAGAAACGGGGUUCCAUCAGAGAGAAGGCCUCCGACAGUGGAGAGAAACGGGGUUCCAUCAGAGAGAAGGCCUCAGACAGUGGAGAGAAACGGGGUUCCAUCAGAGAGAAGGCGUCGGACAGCGGAGAGAAACGGGGAUCCAUCAGAGAGAAGGCCUCCGACAGUGGAGAGAAACGGGGGUCCCUCAGAGAGAAGGCAUCGGACAGUGGAGAGAAACGGGGUUCCAUCAGAGAGAAGGCGUCGGACAGCGGAGAGAAACGGGGUUCCAUCAGAGAGAAGGCCUCCGACAGUGGAGAGAAACGGGGGUCCAUCAGAAAGAAGGCCUCAGACAGUGGAGAAAAACGGGGGUCCCUCAGAGAGAAGGUGUCGGACAGCGGAGAGAAACGAGGGUCCCUCAGAGAGAAGGUGUCGGACAGCGGAGAGAAACGAGGGUCCCUCAGAAAGAAGGCCUCAGACAGUGGAGAGAAACGGGGGUCCCUCAGAGAGAAGGUCUCAGACAGUGGAGAGAAACGGGGGUCCCUCAGAGAAAAGGCCUCAGACAGUGGAGAGAAACGGGGGUCCCUCAGAGAGAAGGCCUCCGACAGUGGAGAGAAACGGGGGUCCCUCAGAGAGGCCUCAGACAGUGGAGAGAAACGGGGGUCCCUCAGAGAGAAGGUGAGGUCAAGUGAUGAAAAGAGGCUGAGCAGAGAGAAAUUAAGGUCCAGUGGAGAGAAGCUAAGGACUGGUAAAAAUUUGAGAUCCACCGAAGAUAACGUGGAGUCAAAUAUUGAGAAAGUACAAUCCAGCGAGAUGAAACUGGAAGAACCAUCACUAACCAGAAGUGGAAGUGCAGAAGAGCAUUCACUAACCGGAAGUACAACCGAAGAGGCUCCUGAAAGAGUGAUAAAUGUUACUGGUGAUGAAAGUAUGAUGGAAAAUAUGAGUCAGGAAAUGCAAAUUCCUUCUGAAAGUGUAGAAGGGCGAGAUGAAGGAGCAGAGAAAGGGGUGGAAAUUGACAGUGUCGUGGUGGAUGAAAUGGAAGACACUGCUGAUGAAUCUGUUCCUGUGGAAGAGAAAGACACAGCUGGAGAGGACUCCCGGGAGUCAGGUGGAUGAAGAAUUGAAUGUAAAGUAUUGAAAGUCAAGAGAAGCUAGAACAAAGCAAAACUUUGUGGAUCCAGGGUAAAUAUGAGGGAGGAUUCUGGACCUGAGAGGAGCAUGGGGAUGAGCAGAAUUAUAGGUGUGGAGGCCAAGCUGAUAUCAAUGGGAAGGAAGAGUGGGAAGGAGGAAAAUGGGAACACUUUAAAGGAGAAAAAAAGUGUGGGAAUGAAUGUAGUAGAAGGAAACUGCUUCAGUCUUGAAGAACUGUUGGAGAAAUGAGUCAGAGUGGGCUGGGCUGGGCAGAUGGACAUGGUAGGCAUAGGGGAUGUAGGAGGAUGUAAAAAGCAGAUAAAGGAUGGACACGGAGGGCUGUGGAGAAGCAGCAAACAGGUGAGGUGUCUGAUGCAGACACCAGAACCCGAGGGGCUCCUGCAGUGAAACAAACGGGAAGAGGAGUGACAAAUUAAAGUGAAGGAACCAAGAAGCCACUUCCUGCCACGGCGUUUAGACCUAUGUCUACCUGAGACCAUCAUUUGAAGGUUCCUCUGGUGACUCUCUGUGAGCUGAGGUAUUGUCAUCUCUUUAAAAGACACUUUCUUGGGCACAAGAUCAAGACAGCAUUUGCCCUUGUAUGGGAAAUGAACAACACAUCAGGAUAUACAGAUUCUGACCAAAUUAUCAGCUUUCUGUUAUUUGGCUGGCAGGAUAACCAAACACACCAGUGGAAAAAGACCCAGUCCCUCAGAGGAGCCACUCAAUCCAAAGGCAUUUGGAAAACAGAAGACAACAGAGAUGCUUUAUUAACCAUCAGACAGGCUCCCUCUCAAAGUUUGUGCUCCCCGCUCCCAGCUGUGUCCUCAGCAAAGCUGAAGGAGUGACCCUGGCCUGGGAGAAGACUCUGGAAGCUCGUGCCAGACAGAGGAAGGCUGAAGUGGGGACUGUCAAGUGCAGUCCCUAGGGCAGGCCCACAACACAGUGCCCUCAGUGCAUGGUAACCCUUCCCUCCGGGUGGGCUCCAUGAUGCUUUGAGGGUCUUAAAAAUCCCUGGCGGGAAGGUCAGAACUCACACACUCCCAUGUCCCCAGCCCUCCCACCGGGAAUGGGGUCAUUGCUUAACUGGUCAAACCGUGCCCCAAGAGUCUGUGAGGUAGGGUGACAGAAACGUGCCUAGCCGGCUCCUGGGGUCAUGGCUGGCUGGUGAUGGAAUGGUUCAGCCAGGAGACAAAACACACCCCUUGCACUCCAGCCUUCUGAAGCAUCCAAGCGUAGACUGAGGCCAUUCCUUUUUUAUUUCCAGAACUGUGGGAAAGACCGCGGCUCCAGUGGGCCACCUAACUUACAGGAGGGAACUGAGUCCUGUAACUUCUACCCACAGGUCUUUCUCUUCAUUCAACCAAUGAGGGAAAAUCUUCCAAGAGCUUAUUUCCCACCCCGGGGCAGUCCUGAGAGAGGGAACAACUGUCUGCGUGUCUCCUCAUCAAGACAGCAGUAGUAGGUGGCAGCGACCACAGAGGCCCCCUACCUACUCGAUGGGACAGGCUGUGGGACCAGGUCUCUGGUCUUGUGUCCCUCAGAUCUGUUCUGGAAAAAAAAAAAAUCUCUAGAACCCUAGGAAGUCUUAAUGAUUUGAACAAGCAGAAUAUCUUUGUCCUCUGUGAAAGUCAACAUAUGAUCUGUUACUGAUUGGGAUGUGAAAUAAAACUAAAAAUAACAGCA